Aspergillus luchuensis is the source of this 318-nucleotide messenger RNA. RefSeq lists its product as uncharacterized. NCBI's taxonomy places the organism in Eukaryota, Fungi, Ascomycota, Eurotiomycetes, Eurotiales, Aspergillaceae. The transcript is spliced from 3 exons. The record is from RefSeq and is a predicted model, not a curated record. The coding region runs from base 1 to 318 and encodes 105 amino acids.
AUGGAAUCAGAGGAGGUUCUCUCGCAAAUUAUCCUCGUCGUUUCGGUUGUUUCCAUGGUAGGGUCAGGGUGGAUCAUUAUCAGCUUCCUUUUUAUACCCAGUCUGCGCACUUUCCGUCAUCAAUUGAUUUUAGGUCUCGGGAUCAGUGAAUUUCUAGCCGCAAGCAAUGUUGUCAUCUCAGCUGGUCUGAAUACCUCGGGCAUCGAGAUCUGGAAUCCAUCCCUCAAGACUUUCUGCGGCUUCAAUGGACUCAUGGCUCAGACCUUUCUGGUGCAAAGUAAGCGUCGCAAUAAAUCAUUACUGACCGUAACAUACUAA